Messenger RNA from Aethalodelphis obliquidens (Pacific white-sided dolphin), 7110 nucleotides. It is a transcript of the gene AFDN, whose product is annotated as afadin, adherens junction formation factor. Lineage: Eukaryota; Metazoa; Chordata; Mammalia; Artiodactyla; Delphinidae. The record is from RefSeq and is a predicted model, not a curated record. Gene Ontology annotation, molecular function: cell adhesion molecule binding. Gene Ontology annotation, biological process: signal transduction; regulation of protein localization. Gene Ontology annotation, cellular component: adherens junction. Bases 45 to 4763 code for a protein of 1572 amino acids. The transcript has 30 exons.
UGUAUCAUUUGUUUUCCUUUUAGGAUUUGGAGUUCCAUGGAGUGAUGAGAUUUUAUUUUCAAGAUAAAGCUGCUGGGAACUUUGCAACAAAAUGUAUCCGGGUCUCUAGUACCGCCACCACUCAGGACGUGCUGGAAACGCUCGCUGAGAAAUUCCGCCCUGACAUGCGGAUGUUGUCAUCACCCAAGUACUCCCUGUACGAAGUGCAUGUCAGCGGAGAAGAAAGAAGAUUGGAUAUAGACGAGAAACCCCUUGUUGUGCAGUUGAAUUGGAAUAAGGAUGAUCGAGAGGGCAGAUUUGUCCUUAAGAAUGAGAACGAUGCCAUUCCUGCUAAGAAGGCUCAAAGUAACGGACCUGAAAAGCAGGAAAAAGAAGGUGUUAUCCAGAACUUCAAGAGAACUCUCUCAAAGAAAGAAAAGAAGGAAAAAAAGAAGCGAGAAAAAGAGGCAAUGAGGCAGGCGUCUGAUCGAGACGAUAGACCUUUCCAUGGGGAUGACACUGAAAAUUCUCGACUGGCUGCUGAGGUUUACAAAGACAUGCCUGAAACUAGCUUUACCCGAACGAUUUCUAAUCCCGAGGUGGUUAUGAAACGACGGAGACAACAAAAACUGGAAAAGAGAAUGCAGGAAUUUCGGAGCUCAGAUGGGCGGCCUGAUUCAGGUGGAACAUUGAGAAUUUAUGCAGAUAGUUUAAAACCAAAUAUUCCCUACAAGACGAUCCUGCUGUCUACCACAGAUCCUGCAGACUUCGCUGUGGCUGAAGCUCUAGAGAAGUACGGUCUGGAGAAAGAAAAUCCUAAGGAUUAUUGCGUUGCCCGCGUGGUGCUUCCUCCUGGGGCCCAGCAUUCUGAUGAGAAAGCUGCUGAAGAAAUCAUCCUUGAUGACGACGAGUGUCCUCUACAGAUCUUCAGGGAGUGGCCGAAUGACAGAGGGAUUUUAGUCUUUCAGCUGAAGAGGAGGCCACCAGACUACAUCCCAAAGAAAAGCCAGAAGCACAUGGAUGGGAAGCCGCUGCACGGGAAGGAGCGAGUUGAUGGGUCUGGCUACGGCGCUGCACUCCCACCGGAGAAACUGCCCUACCUCGUAGAGCUGAGCCCAGAUGGUUCCGACUCCAGAGACAAGCCAAAGCUCUACCGCCUUCAGCUGAGUGUCACUGAGGUUGGGACAGAGAAGUUCGACGACGGCUCCAUCCAGUUGUUUGGUUCAGGAAUUGAACCCCAUCACUGUGACCUCACAAACAUGGAUGGAGUGGUCACGGUCACGCCGAGGAGCAUGGAUGCCGAGACCUACGUGGACGGGCAGCGCAUCUCGGAGACGACGAUGCUGCACAGCGGGAUGAAGGUGCAGUUUGGGGUGUCCCAUGUGUUUAAGUUCGUGGACCCCAGCCAGGACCACGCUCUGCCCAAGAGAUCCGUGGAUGGAGGCCUGAUGGCGAAGGGUCCCAGACAGAGGCCUGGAAUCGUUCAGGAGACAACUUUUGAUUUGGGAGGAGAUGUUCAUAGUGGGACAGCAUUACCAGCGAGCAAGAGCUCCUCCAGGCUGGACGGCGACAGGGGGCUGUCUGCCGCCAGCACCGCCGAGCGAGGGAUGGUGAAGCCCAUGGUCAGAGUGGAACAGCAGCUGGACUACCGCAGGCAAGAAAGCAGAACUCAGGACGCUCCUGGGCCUGACCUAAUACUGCCUGCAAGCAUUGAAUUCAGGGAAAGUUCUGAAGAUUCAUUUUUAUCUGCCAUUAUAAAUUACACUAAUAGCUCUACAGUCCAUUUUAAGUUGUCACCUACAUACGUGUUAUAUAUGGCGUGUCGGUAUGUAUUGUCCAGCCAGUACAGACCCGAUGUCAGUCCCGCAGAACGGACGCACAAAGUGAUUGCCAUUGUCAACAAGAUGGUGAGCAUGAUGGAAGGGGUCAUUCAGGAAGUAGACCAGGUUGAUCAGAAACAGAAGAAUAUUGCAGGGGCGCUUGCUUUCUGGAUGGCAAAUGCAUCUGAGCUGCUCAACUUCAUAAAGCAGGACCGAGAUCUGAGUCGAAUCACGCUGGACGCCCAGGAUGUUCUAGCACACUUGGUUCAGACGGCCUUUAAAUACCUGGUUCACUGUCUUCAGUCAGAACUGAAUAAUUACAUGCCAGCCUUUCUGGACGACCCCGAAGAGAACAGUCUGCAGAGACCCAAAAUAGACGACGUGCUGCACACGCUCACGGGGGCCAUGUCGCUGCUGCGCCGCUGCCGGGUCAACGCCGCGCUGACCAUCCAGCUCUUCUCCCAGCUCUUCCACUUCAUCAACAUGUGGCUGUUCAACAGGCUGGUGACCGACCCCGAGUCGGGGCUGUGCUCCCACUACUGGGGCGCCAUCAUCCGCCAGCAGCUCGGGCAUGUGGAGGCCUGGGCGGAGAAGCAGGGCCUGGAGCUGGCGGCCGACUGCCACCUCAGCAGGAUCGUGCAGGCAACCACUUUGCUCACGAUGGAUAAGUACGCACCCGAUGACAUCCCAAAUAUAAACAGUACCUGCUUCAAGUUAAAUUCGCUGCAGCUUCAAGCCUUACUUCAGAACUACCACUGUGCACCCGAUGAGCCUUUUGUCCCUACAGACCUGAUGGAGCAUGUGGUGGCUGUGGCGGAGAACACAGCCGACGAGCUGGCACGCAGUGACGGGCGGGAGGUGCAGCUGGAGGAGGACCCCGACCUGCAGCUGCCGUUCCUUCUGCCCGAGGACGGCUACUCCUGCGACGUUGUCAGAAACAUCCCAAACGGCUUACAGGAGUUUCUGGACCCUUUGUGCCAGAGAGGAUUUUGCAGGUUAAUUCCUCACCCGCGCUCGCCAGGCACGUGGACGAUAUAUUUUGAAGGUGCAGAUUAUGAGAGUCACCUUACGCGGGAGAACACGGAACUGGCUCAGCCUCUGAGGAAAGAACCGGAAGUAAUCACGGUGACCCUCAAAAAGCAGAACGGGAUGGGCCUCAGCAUUGUCGCAGCAAAGGGUGCUGGUCAAGACAAACUUGGAAUCUACGUCAAGUCUGUUGUAAAAGGAGGUGCUGCUGACGUGGACGGGCGGCUGGCUGCAGGUGACCAGCUCCUCAGCGUGGAUGGACGGAGUCUGGUAGGACUCUCUCAAGAAAGGGCAGCAGAACUGAUGACAAGGACAAGCUCCGUGGUGACGCUGGAAGUAGCAAAGCAAGGAGCCAUUUAUCACGGUCUCGCUACCCUGCUCAAUCAGCCGUCGCCCAUGAUGCAGAGAAUUUCAGAUCGUCGUGGAUCAGGUAAACCCCGACCAAAGAGUGAGGGUUUUGAGCUCUAUAACAAUUCAGCUCAAAACGGGUCCCCGGAGAGCCCUCAGAUGCCUUGGGCAGAAUACAGCGAACCAAAGAAGCUGCCUGGCGACGACAGGCUGAUGAAAAACAGGGCUGACCACCGCUCCAGCCCCAACGUCGCAAAUGAGCCCCCUAGUCCCGGCGGGAAAGGCGCCUAUACCUCUGGGACAGCGGCCAAGAUAACGUCCGUCUCCACUGGAAACCUCUGCGCUGAGGAGCAGACCCCUCCUCCCCGAGCUGAGGCCUACCCCAUCCCGACGCAGACCUACACCAGGGAGUACUUCACCUUCCCGGCCUCCAAGUCCCAGGACCGCACGGCUCCUCCUCAGGACCAGUGGCCCCGUUACGAGGAGAAGCCCCACAUGCACACGGACAGCAGCCACUCCAGUACUGCAGUCCAGCGCGUGACCCGGUCCCAGGAGGAGCUCCGGGAGGAUGUCGCGUACCACCUGGAGCGGCAGAGGGUGGAGGCAGCGAUGGAGCGCAGGUCUGACGGCGGCGACGCGUGGCUCAACCAGGGCUCCUCGCUGGGCUCCAGCACCUCCAGCCAGGAGCACCUGGGCCCCCCUUCCAAGGCGGGCACCCCCGCGUCCACGCUCACCAAGAGCGGCCCUGGGCGCUGGAAGACCCCAGCCGCCUCCCCGCCGGUGCGGACCGACCCGCCCCCCGGGCACUACGGCGAUGGGGACGGAGUCCCCGCGGACUCGCCCCUCCCGCCGCCUCCCAGCGGCGCCCAGGCGGCUGCAGAGCGGAAGAAGCGGGAGGAGCAGCAGCGCUGGUACGAGAAGGAAAAGGCGCGCCUGGAGGAGGAGCGUGAGCGCCGGCGGCGGGAGCAAGAGCGCAGGCUGGGCCAGCUUCGGGCGCAGGCGCCGCCCCCCGGGCCCCCGCCCCCCGGGCCGCCCUCGCCCGCCGCCCCGCCGGCCCCCGCCCGCGCCCCGGACACCGUCAUCCGGGAGCUGCAGCCCCAGCAGCAGCCGCGCACCAUUGAGCGCCGGGACUUGCAGUACAUCACGGUUAGCAGGGAGGAGCUGGCCUCGGGGGACAGCCUGUCCCCCGACCCCUGGAAGCGGGACGCGCGGGAGAAGCUGGAGAAGCAGCAGCAGCUGCACAUCGUGGACCUGCUGAGCCGCGAGAUCCAGGAGCUGCAGGGCAAGGCCGAGCGCUCGGCCGAGGAGAGCGACCGCCUGCGCAAGCUCAUGCUGGAGUGGCAGUUCCAGAAGCGGCUGCAGGAGUCCAAGCAGAAGGACGAGGACGACGAGGAGGAGGAGGACGACGACGUGGACACCGUGCUGCUCAUGCAGCGCCUGGAGGCCGAGCGCAGAGCGCGGUUGCAGGACGAGGAGCGGCGGCGGCAGCAGCAGCUGGAGGAGAUACGGACCCGGGAGGCUGAGCAGCGGGCCCGGCAGGAGGAGCAGCGGGCCAGGCGCGAGGCCGAAGAAAAGGUCCUGGUGCUCUGAGGGCGAGGGGUGCGCGGCUGAGGGACCCGGGACGCGCAAGGGGGCCGCCGUUGAAACUGGAGCCCGGUCGGCCAGCCGGGCCCCGGCCCUGUCCUCUGAGCUGUCAUCCCCUUUUCCCCGGGCUGUCCCCCUCCCCCUUCUCCUCCUGCUUGUCCCCCUUCCCCCUUCUCCUCCGGGCUGUCCCCCUCCCCCUUCGCCUCCUGGCUGUCCCCCCUCCCCCUUCUCCUCCUGGCUCUCCCCCCACCCCCUCUCCUCCGAGUCUUGUCGCUCAAGCUUGUGGACUGUGGGGCCUCUGUGUGCUCGGGGCUCUGGUCUUUGCUGGACGGGGUCCAGCUUGUCACUGUGAAGGUGACAAGUGUCCAGUUGUUCACAGGGAGGUCGGGCCGUGGGAAGGACAGGAAACUAGGAAGUCACUGUUAACCUUAAGGGUUUCAAAUCGGUUAUUUCAUGACUUAAUUCUGGUCAGGGGUGAAGAGAGCAAAUGGCUUAUAGAAAACACGAUACAAGGACAUUUAAUUUAGUGUGUAAUCUGGUAGAUGUCCCGAGUUAUUGCUUUGUUUCCGUAUGUGGGUUUCUGAGAUUCAGGUAAUCCUUUCAAUUGCCUUUAACAUGACAGCACACGAGCUCCCCUGAGAAAUGGGCGCUUGGUGAUGCUGCCCUCCAGGCCCUGCCGUCUGUGGGCGCGUCACCGCGGCUCUGGGCUCGCUUCUGGGUCUCUCCAGGGCUGGCCGGUCCCUGGACAAGGUGUGGGAGAAGCUGGCCUUCCGUUACUUCCCUUCUGUGAAGGCGGGAGCUCUGAGGUCAUGGCUCCUGGUGGGGAAAGUCCAGCGAGCACCCUCAUGGCGCACCCUGCAGGAGGAAGCUUGGGGGGCUCUGAUAGUGAUGGGGUCUGUGGGGACGCGACAGGCAGAGAGUAAGACAGUGGAAAUGACGGAUGACUUGGUUAAGUGCGAGCCAGGUAGAUGACGUGGGCACACCUGCACUGAAACGAGCCAUGUCUACGGUCUGUUGGCCUUUGCCGUCCCGGUCAUCGUGCUGUCAACUGUGCCUGAAGAGCUUGUGCGCUGUUCCCAGAGUCUGGGGUUUCGUGGUGAGGCUCCCCUCGAGCUUGUCAAAGUCAGUAAUGCAUCUAAGGAAAUGGGGUUUCCACAGUUUGAGCCACUAGACCCGGGUUUUACAGUGUCUGUUGUGCUGCUGUCCCGGGGCUGCUCGCAGGGUGUGUUUUCCUGGCCGGGCCCCUCAGCUGUCUGUCCCACCUCUGCCUGAGCCCUCGGCCACCUGGGAGUAGUGCCCGCGGGGAGGCGGCCAGGCCGUGUUCUCCACGUUGGGAAAUUCCUGGGUUAUUUGACUUUUUUCCAGUGUGCGUUCUCACAACUCGUGAUUACGUCAGGUGCACCUGUGUGUGGGUAACUGCUUCUAUAAUUGAGCACUCAGUGUAAAAGGAAGCCGAAUAACCUAUUUUUUGUAGAGAAUGUGCAAAAUUGAUGGGUUUCUCUGUCCUAGGAAAACGUGCCGUUCACUUUCGGGUAGAAUGAAGUCUUCUCGGUUCAUGUGCCUGUACACCUGCUCUUAGUGUAACUGAAAGAACAUGUUGUGGUUUCCCUAAAAUGUGACCAAGUGAGCUUUGUUCACAUAAUACUAAGAUUCCUCACAGCUCCACUUAAGCUCUGCGGAGGUCAUUCCAGAUUUAAUUCCCCACUCUAAGAGAACGCUCAUUUUGUGUAGAAAAUAAGGUAAAAAUGUUUUUCCUUCAGGGUGUCUCAACAUAGUGUAAGAAGAUGAAGUGAGAAAUGGGGCCCAGGGCCAGGAUUGAGGCUGGCACCUGUUCUUAGCGUUUUCUCCCUCAGAAGGUGAAGCUUUGCCCACUGUGUACUCGUGUGUGUGUGUGUGUGUGUGUGUGUGUGUGUGUGUGGUGUGGAGGGAGUAGGGAGAAGACACAGUGCGCAAAGUGAAAUGGGGACUAAAAACUUCAAUCCUAAUGCCAGCGAGGCCCCUGAAAUUGGCCCCUCCCGUUGAAUGAAUUUAAAGUCCACUGCGCUUCCGUUCUGCGCACAUGGUGCAUUGAACAUUCCUCAAGUUAAGGCGGUUACUGUUUGAUCUUUCAGCUCUUUUCUUCUUCACUUGUCUCUUGUGUUCUGAAACUUCUGUCAUCUUUAACAAAACUGCGCUGUUACUUUUUUCAAUGUUAAGUUAACGCUGUCAACUGUGGUUUGUGCAGAUACAUGUCAGAAAAAACGUGCAGUCCGUGUCGAAAUACAUUUGGCUGUCUUGUUUCCUGGCUCUCUCAGUUUUCUGUUUGGCGGGAGUUUAUUAAGAUUUGAAAUACCAAUUAAAAACCGUGGAAAGC